CCGUUCUCCUUCAUCUGUCUUAUUGAGUACCAUACUGACCACGGCACUUGGGCCCUAUCACGGCCUAAGAUCUACAAAGUGCAAUCUUUCUUUUACUUAGAUUCCCGUGGCGGAGCAGCCCCCCGACAUGUUUAAAUUAUAUGUUGGAAACUUGAGUCCAGGCGUGACUGAAGGAACGCUGCGUGGUCUGUUCGAAGAGGAAGGGGUCAUAGUCAGCAACGUGGUGCACAAGAAAAACUACGCUUUUGUCGAGUGUCCGGACCAAGCCAACGUGGACAGAGCAAUAGAUAGAUUGAAUGGUCACACAAUAGAUGGUUUAGCAAUGCAAGUAGAACCUCCGAUUUCAAAACGCAACCGUAAAAGCAGUAAAAUUCUACUCCGCAAUGUCACUCAACAGGCAGCUAAAGAAGAUUUGGAGAAAUUAGCCUCAAACUUUGGCAGUGUACAGAGAAUAGACCUAGGGGGAGAGGGAGUCGCAUACAUUACCUUUGAAAACGCUGACCAGGCUCAGAUGGCACUUACAAGGUUACAGAACUACGAUUUUAUGGGACGAACUUUAGAGGUGGAGUUUGCUCAGAGCCGCCCGUCUCGCCGGACCCGCCCGGUCGAUCACUACUCAGGGAUGAACAACGGGCGAAGUUUGGAGCUGCCUGUCAGGAUGUUGGUGCGCAGCGAGUUUAUUGGGGCCAUAAUCGGGAGAGACGGAAACACAAUACGUGCUAUUACACAGAACUCCAAAGCUAAAGUUGACAUACACCGAAGAGAAAACUACGGGGCAGUUGAAACAGUAACCACUAUACGAGGUAAUCAACCGGAACAUUGCACAGACGCUGUCAGGGAAAUCCUACAGGUAGUUCAACAGGAGGCUCAGGCGUUAAACAAAGGGGAAUUUCCAUUAAAGCUUUUAUGUCCAAACUUCUUAAUUGGUCGCAUUAUUGGUAAAGGAGGGAAAGUGAUAAAUUCUAUCAUGCAGCAGACGGAUACGCACAUUGUUGUCUCCAAUUCUGAUGAUUUCAGCUCCAGUGAUGUCCAGGAUGCGCGGUACAGCUCCAACGAGCCUCACAACUGGUACAUUGACCGGGUGAUCACCGUCACGGGACCCGUAGAAAAUUCUGCCAAGGCCGAGGCCAUGAUCAGUGAACGCAUGCGCAAAUUUUUCCAUGAAAACGAAAACCAACAAAAUCAGCAGAUGCAGAUGUUCUCUGGUUUUCCCCCUCUCCACAUGAUGCACGGGAUAGGGCCCGGCCCAGGCCCAAACUACCCUGGCUUCAGAGGAGGUCCCCCGGGAUACCCACCGUAUAUGCAGCAGCAACAACAGCAAGGGGGAGGUAACUGGGGAUUCCCCAAUAUGUUUUGUGGACCCCCUGCUCCACCACCACAGCAGGAAAUGGUAGAGGCCAGCUACCUGUAUAUUCCAGAGAACUCUGUGGGGGCAGUCAUCGGUGGCAAAGGGGCCAACGUGAGGAAUAUAAUGAGGUUGUCAAAUGCUAAAAUCAAGAUUGUCUCUUCAAAUGACAAAGAAGGAGAAACAAAUGGAGAGAGGAAGGGUCCGUACCGUAACAUGUCCUAUCGUAAAGUCAUCAUCACUGGCAACUCCAAUGCCCAGUGGCUGGCCCAGUUCUAUAUAUACGACAAGAUAAAGAGCGAUGGUUAUCUAGCCUCGGAUGACCACUGUAUUAAGUUGGAGAUUAAAGUACCUCAAAAAGUCAUAGGCCGCAUUAUUGGCAAGGGGGGACAAAAUUUGCGAGAGAUGAUGCGAGUAAGCGGUGCCAAGGUAGUGCUGGGCCAGAGUGAGGAGGAGAAUGAAGAGGAGGUACCAGUGCAGGUGAUCGGGGAGUUCCACUCCAUCCAGGCAGCCCAGUACCGUAUUCGCCAGCUGGUCAGCUCCUCUGUCCCGCCCCCACCCCAGCAGCCACCUUACCCGCGAAGACGCCCUGGGCCAGGGCCAGGCCGCGAACAAAAUGGCAACUAAAUCCUCUCGACUCUCCAUGUUUUUGACAAGAUCUUUCUCCCUGUCGGCUUAGAAUAACGAUAGACAGACAAACCAAAGAUUUUUGAAUUUUUAUUCUGAUUUCAGCUCCUCAAAACUUGUUUCGAAUUUUUUUUUUUUUCUCUUUCUCUCUUCCAGUGGUGCAUAGAUUGACCUAUUUGUAGCUGCUCUCAUUUUCUCUCUAUUUGUUCUCCCCCCUGUUUGGUCAGGAUGGACAUCUCCUGAACUAGCCAACAAGCUUAUUGGAGUAAGGCAUCAAAAUGGACCUGGUCCAUUCUAGGGGAGGGAAGGUGGGCAGGGUGGGUUUAUUGUGUGGGAUAGGGGGGUUGGGUGAGUCUAAAGUAUUAAUUGGGCUGUGAUGUGCCACUUGUUUUAUAUUUUUGUUGAAUUUUUUGGUGAGCAAGAAAGUCCUCUGAAUUUGCUCGAUUAUUAUGUUCAGAGUGGUUGAUGGCUCAAUGAUGAAGGGAGUUAAUUUAUGAGUGGUGCGUGGAAAUGAAACUACGAGUUGGAACAAAAGGUUUAACGUUACAUUUUAGAUAGAGCAUUGUUGACGUUGAGAUAUAUCCUGGUCUUUUUGUAAUAAAUGAAAAGUUUAUUUUUGAUACUUGUUGAGAAAGCUUUUUUGUUAGGAUUUUUAAGACCUGAGGACACAGUGGCAUUUUUGUGCCCUUACAAAAAAAAAAAAGAAGAAGAAACAACCAUCUGAAGUUUUCAACCUAUCCACCGUGUUCGAGAUAAAUCCACUGAGUUUGUGCGCAAGUCACUGGCUUGUGUUCUGUUGCCCUUGACAACUGCCAGACCCAAUACGACCAAAUCUGUUGACAAAACCUUCAGUAAACAGUACCCAGAUUUCCUGUCCGACAAGAACAGUGUGUGCAGGUCGUUUUCUUUUUUAUCUGCCAAUGGAUUUCAUUUGCGAACUUCCUAUUGGUUAAGGGGGUGAUGCCAAGAAACUAACCACAGCUUGAAUCGGCGAGGAUGGCAACAAUGACAACAAGAACAGCAACAACAAGGGCCUCGUAAUUUGACCUCUUUCUCUGCGCUACGAGGAACUUUACUGUUUGGUACCUGGAUGAAGAUAUAACUACUGGAUGAAUUCAGUUUGGUUGGGAAACCACUUAAAAGCUAUUUAAUACAAGUAUGAAUAAAUUUUCAGUACUACUAAAAACAGCGAAAAGUGAAGCUACAGCUAUUGUUACAUCUUGUACCUAAAAUGCUACUGUGUAACUGCUACAUGCACAACUACAAAUGAAGACCGGCUAAUCUCGUUCAAUUUUGCUGAUGUUAUUUUUU
Molecule: messenger RNA, 3283 nt
Organism: Liolophura sinensis
Lineage: Eukaryota; Metazoa; Mollusca; Polyplacophora; Chitonida; Chitonidae
Product: insulin-like growth factor 2 mRNA-binding protein 2
Exons: 16
Coding region: 128-1972 (614 amino acids)
Molecular function (GO): RNA binding
Source: RefSeq, a predicted model, not a curated record